CUGGGCCCGGCCACCUGAGAGUCGCCUCCCGCUCUCUGCGGCUGGCCUGCUUCUCCGAGCCCCGCGGCGGCGGCGGUGGCGGGCGGCAUGCGCGUGUGAGAUGCGGCCGCGGGCAGCCCGGACGCGAGUAGCGGCCCCUGCGGCGGCGGUGCGGGCGGGCGCAGCCUCCUCGGCGCGGGGCGCGCGGUGCAUGAGGGCGAGCACGCGGGCACCGGGCAGCCGCCGGCCGCGCCGCCUCCAUAAACAUUUGUUCAGGACUCGUUCGCCCCGCUGAGGUCCGCGGCGCCCUCAGCGCGCCAUGGAGGCCCUGUCGGACCCCGAGCUCCACGCCUCGGCCUCGGCCUCGGCUGCGGCCGCGGCGCCCCUGCGCGCCCGGGAGGUGGGGCGGCUCCGCGAGGAGCAGGAAAAGGUGGUCACUAACUGCCAAGAGAAAAUCCAGCACUGGAAGAAGGUAGAUAGUGACUACAGUGCCCUUCAGGAGAGGCUGAGCACCUUGCCGGACAGGCUGUCCUACAACGUCAUGGUACCAUUUGGCCCCUUUGCCUUCAUGCCAGGAAAACUUGUCCACACUAAUGAAGUCACCGUUUUACUCGGGGACAACUGGUUUGCCAAGUGCUCAGCAAAGCAGGCCGCAGGCUUAGUCGAGCACCGGAAAGAACAUGUAAGAAAAACAAUAGAUGAUUUAAAAAAAGUGAUGAAAAAUUUUGAAUCCAGAGUUCAAUUCACAGAAGAUCUGCAGAAAAUGAGUGAUGCAGCAGGUGAUAUUGUUGACAUAAGAGAAGAAAUUAAAAACGACUUUGAGUUCAAAGCAAAACACCGAAUUGCUCAUAAACCUCAUUCCAAACCAAAAACUUCAGAUAUUUUUGAAGCAGAUUUUGCAAAUGAUGGAAAACCCAAAGAUUGGCUUGCUGAUGAAGAACUCUGGGCUCGACUUGAAGAACUAGAGAGACAGGAAGAAUUGCUGGGUGGACUUGAGAGUAAACCUGAUACUGUGAUUGUGAAUGGAGAAGAUACCGCAUCUUCUGAAGAGGAAAAGGAGGGUCGAAACACACAUGUGGAUGUGAUGCCCCAAGUGACAAACUCCAUUGCUCCCGGCAGUUGUCUUACAGGGGGUGCAAGUUCAGAACUUUUCAAUGGGCAAAUGCACACUCAGUCGAACUGUUCAGUGAAUGGUUCGGAUUCUUAUCACAGUGAUGAAGAUGAUGAUGAUGACGACGAUGGUGAUAAUGACCUUGAUGCUUCAGGGGUUGGAGAGAAUUCUAUACCAACAAUAUAUUUUUCUCAUACUGUUGAGCCUAAGAGGGUCCGAAUAAAUACUGGCAAGAAUACCACUUUAAAAUUCAGCGAAAAGAAAGAAGAGGCCAAACGCAAACGCAAGAACAGCACCAGCGGCGGCCACUCUGCCCAGGAGCUGCCCCUGAUCAGGACGCCCGCAGACAUCUACAGAGUCUUUGUGGACGUUGUGAAUGGAGAAUAUAUCCCCCGCAAAUCAAUCCUGAAGUCCAGGAGCAGGGAGAACAGCGUGUGCAGUGACACCAGCGAGAGUAGUGAGUUUGACGACAGGCGGGGGGUUCUGAGGAGCGUCAGCUGUGAAGAAGCCACUUGCAGUGACCCCACUGAGGGCCUUGUGGGGGAGGAGCCACAGCAGGACAGGGAGCCGAAGAGACUGUCGCCUGUGUCGGGAACACCCGAGGCUUUUUCUGGAACUGUAAUAGAAAAAGAGUUUUUAUCGCCCUCCCUAACACUGCACCCGGCCCUGGCCCAUCCUGUGCUGCCUACCAUCCCAGAACGAAAGGAAGUUCUGUCAGAGGCAUCGGAGGAAACUGUAAAGAGGGUUUCCAAGUUCAAAGCUGCCAGAUUGCAACAGAGAAACUAGGCCCUGCCUACGAAAUGGGAGUUCACAUCCUAAAGGCUACUUGUGCAUUUGUUCAGAGUUUAUAGCAAAAUAUGUUACAUGUAGUUCAAAAUAAGGCAUCCUAAGUUAGUUUGGCAACAGAUUCUUUUACCUUUAUCAGUGGUAUUUAAAAAAAAUCAAAGUGAAUGUUUGAAUACUUUAAUAUUUGGCUUGUGUUGUUAAUUCUCUGAACACUGUCGACACUCUCGUGUAAGUUUGCCUUAUGAUGCAGCAGCAGUGUUCUGAAUUACUUUUCAAAGAAUAUUGUUCAUAUGCAUUGUUUUGUGUUUCAAACUAAAUACAGGCAGUUUUGUACCAGCUGUGAUGUUGUGCAUACCAUAUGGACCAUUUUAAAGAAAAUUUUAAAAUUUUAAAUAGAUUCAACAGUUAUAUUAUUUGCUUUCGCGGUGUAAAGGCACUUAAAAAUCUACUAGUAGGUUUUGCAGCUAGGUGGCCAUUUAAAAACUAACCUGCCCCCUGUAAAUGUCAGACUAAUCUCUAGGGCAAAAAGCUACAUGGAGCCGGUGGGAACGUUUCUUCGGUUGGAAGUAUGAUAUUUUGUAAAACGUUUUUUUUUCCAAGUAAAAAUUUUAUGAAACUUGACCUCUAAAAUGCUGCGAGCUUUGUGACUCAGAGUGUGAGUGUCUGUGAUUCAUACAGGUGGGACCUGGGUUCUCGCAACUCCUUGGGCCCAUCUUUCUCUCUGGUGUGCACAGUGCUCUGGAGACGAGGGGUUGUCUGGAUGCUAAAAAACAGAUACCUUAAAUAAAAUUUUUAAUCAUGUCAACAUUU
Nycticebus coucang (slow loris) is the source of this 2686-nucleotide messenger RNA. It is a transcript of the gene URI1, whose product is annotated as URI1 prefoldin like chaperone. The transcript is spliced from 11 exons. Gene Ontology annotation, biological process: negative regulation of phosphatase activity; negative regulation of transcription by RNA polymerase II. Lineage: Eukaryota; Metazoa; Chordata; Mammalia; Primates; Lorisidae. The coding region runs from base 299 to 1876 and encodes 525 amino acids. The record is from RefSeq and is a predicted model, not a curated record. Gene Ontology annotation, molecular function: chromatin binding; transcription corepressor activity; phosphatase inhibitor activity.